This is a messenger RNA of Phoenix dactylifera (date palm), 2605 nucleotides long. Lineage: Eukaryota; Viridiplantae; Streptophyta; Magnoliopsida; Arecales; Arecaceae. The record is from RefSeq and is a predicted model, not a curated record.
UUUUAGUCUGAAAUAACUUGUUUAUGUUAAGUCUUUCAUUUUCUUAUCACAAUUGUAACCAUUGUAAUAAAAAUAAUUCUUCUAUAUACAGACAUGUCCAAUAAACCUUGUAUUUUUGCUCCUUAGAUUUUCAAUGAACAUAACCAUUUUAUCCUUUCAUAUCUUUUCUGUCUAAUAAGGUUUCUGUUAAAUUGGAAUUUAUUGAAAUGAUAGCUGCACGUAUGAUUGGGCCACAUGGUGUGGUUUAGGUUCCACUGUGCAUAUUAGAGCUUCAAGUGCUAAGUGCUAACCUGGGUCAUGUGUCACUUACCGUGCGAGAUCAGUACAGAUAUCUAACAUAGGUUGGCACAACUCCUAUUUAUUUUUAAAAUAUAUUGGUUAAAAAGAAUAUUAAGUCCUUCUUUAACCCUCUUUUUAUUUAGUCAUGGUGCAGCACACACAUGCUGUGCUGCCAGUGGCCAGCAUGCCCCAGUACUGGGACUUAAAUUCUUGACAUAUAUGAUGAAUAAGGUUUUAAUUGCUGCAUGCUAGUGCCAAGCGGGCCUACCACCUGAGCCGAUAGAAAAGAAGUCAUAGACUCAAGUAUUUUCACAUCUUUAUGAUAUCCCAUCCACCUUUGUGGUGCAUGCUUUGUCUUCAGUCAUAUUCAAGUGCCACAUCUUUUCUUUCCGCUCAUAGUUUACUGUUGUUUCCUGAUCAGAUAUUAUAUUGUUAGGCAUUUUGCCAUUCAUCCUGGCAAGUGCAAUUGGGUCUUUCUGCAUAAACGUUGCUUGUUUAAAGCUCAUACUUAGAUACUCUUGAAUUGUAAUUCAUAUCAUAAUGUAGAAACUUUUGGAGUUUUUGAUGAUUAUUAGCCUUAAGUACUUGUGCAGUAGAUUGAUCCAAUGCUACACUUCUGUCAGUUGUCCAUGACAUUAAUGAGAUGAUUCUCUAAUUGUUAGGAUGGUACUCACAUAUCUUUUAGGUAUAUGCUAUUGACUUUGCUGUUAUUGCCAUCUCAUAGUUAUGUAUGGUAAUAGAUGUUGCAUGUUGCAUUGUUGCUGACAUUUAUUACUUUCCUCAAUAUACAUAUCAACUAAUGUGCAAAACAUGCUCCAUUAUGCCAUCUAUUCUUUUGACAAGAAUAUAUUGCAAACAUACACAAAAAAUCCAUGCAAAUAGUUUAUUCCAAAUUUGCCCCAGGCAUCCAUGAUAAAGAUAUCCGUCAUUACCGUUUGAAUCUUAGAGAGGCAAUUUCUUCCAGAACAAGGUUGAAAAACUUACCUUCCAGACAUAAAACUGUGGGGCCAUUCAGGCAAGCAAGCUACUGCAUUCUCUUUGUCUAUUUUUAUUUUAACUUUUAGUAGAUUGAUAUUGACACUUCAGGAGAUUUAGUUAAAUUUUUUAUAUUAUCAUUCCAUUUUUAGUGGGACUGAAAUAUGUCUUUCCACCUUGGAGGAAGAGAAUGUUAUUGACUUCAUAGCAUGGAUGGUUCACUUCAUUCAAAAGAUACUUGUAUUGAAAAGUCCUAAUAUAGCAAUUGAUCUCCUAGUUGAGCAUGUAGACAACCUUGGAUCAAGAUGUGAUCGUAUUCUUCAAGCAAUUGAUGAUUUUGACCUAACUUUGACGAUGCCAACUAUCAAGUGCCUAGUUUCUGGCCUUGAAGAUCAUGCUCUCAAGCAUGGAAAUGUUGUACAUAAGAAGUGUCAAUCUUGCUUCACGAAUAGAGAUCAUUUAUAUAUUGGAAGUGGACUUGCAAGCAACACUGACAAUAUCAGAGGUGCCGGGCAGACGGUGGAAGCAGCGAUUGUAAUAGCACCUGUUUCUUCACAACCCUGUUGUUGGAGCAUGAACUGUUUGACGUCGCAGGUCAUGUAUUUCCAAGACUUCAUGCCUUGCUCAAUUUCACAGCCAGCUCUCCAUGCCUUGACAAGUAUUGAUUGGCAGAAUUACGGUUUAAGGUUAAGGGGCAAUUUUGUAGAUGGAGAUGACAUUGCAGUGCUUGAAUGGGAGGACAAUCUGUUUGCUCGCAUGGAUAUUGCGCUCCACGUUUACCACAAAAUUGUCACCCUAGUACCUUCACGACAAAGGAUUGCAGCUGACAGAAACCUUGUCAAGAAAGCUGUAAAGAUCGCACUGGAUGACUUAAAGGCCAAGUAUAGUGGUCUUUUUCUAAGUACCCAUGCUCUCAAGAUUCGGAAACACGCUCCUGAGCUUUCAAGAACAAUCGCCAAACUGAUCAUGUCAUCCAACGAUUUGGACUUCCAAAGUGAAUGUGCUACUCUUCUUGGGUUGCACCCAUUUGAUGCGGGCUCAGAAGGGGUGGUUGAAGCCUGCAUCCGGGGAAAGAUUAUUAAGAUUGUAGAGAUGAAUGAUAUAAAGCCAAAGGCAGAAAGGGAUGCUGCACCUUGCCUCUUUAAAUCCGAGUGCCAAUCUGAGGAAGAUUGUGGAGAUGAAGAGAACGAAGGUGCUGAAGAAGAUGUCAGUGUUUUGGAUUUCUAGUGUUCCACCUAAUCUUUCAAUUUGUUGAUUAAUGAUGCAUUAUGUGUCUCAUUGUCAUGUCAUUUUGUAUUAAUGUGAGUAUAACUAGUAGUGACAUUAAUUUCCAGCACCAGGGAAUUGACUU